Molecule: messenger RNA, 1179 nt
Organism: Macrosiphum euphorbiae (potato aphid)
Lineage: Eukaryota; Metazoa; Arthropoda; Insecta; Hemiptera; Aphididae
Source: the annotation of a GenBank genome assembly
AUGCAAUUAUUGGGCAAAUUUCAAAUCAUCUUCGUCUUGUUGUCAUGUGUUAUAUUUCUUAACGCGUGUGAUUAUGUCACUUGUCUGAAUGCUUCGCAAAGAAUUGAAGGAUUCGGAUAUCCGUUGGAGACGUAUGAAGUUUGGACCGACGAUAGGGCUCAUUUGGGCUUAGAACGAAUACCGCAUAAUGGCAACAAAGUUAUCGGAAGACCCGUUCUUUUAAUGCACGGAAUGUUUUCAGAUUCAGUUGUAUUCGCAGCACAGAACUCGUCACUGGGUUUCGUACUAUCGGAUGCCGGUUUUGACGUUUGGUUAUACAAUUCCAGAGGUACCGGUCUUUCAAGAACACUCAGUAUUUAUAAGGGACCUGGUUCACUACCAAACAUGAAUAGAGUAUCGUGGGAUUUUAGUUUUCACGAAUUGGGUGUCUACGAUUUGACCGCAGUUAUAGAUUUCAUUCUGAAAAAAACUGAAUAUUCUAAACUGGACAUUGUUGGGUACUCCUUAGGAGCAACUGUAGCCUUUGUUUGCUUGUCCGAUAAGCCAGAAUACAACGAUAAGGUCAACAAACUUGCACUCAUAGCCCCAGCGACUAAUUUUAAAACGUCACCGGUCACUGCCAUUGCUAAGCAGUUUUCAGAAAUUGUAUUGAUAAUCUUGAAUGGAUUAGAUUUCUUCCCAUUUACCGUGGAUCCAGACACUACGUUAAGUAAAUUAAGAAACAUGUGUGCAAAUGAAAGCGUCUUAAUGAGUUGUAAGAGGUUUAUCGACGUACUGGAUGGAGUUGUCUUACCCAUUGACAACAACUCCGUUUUGGACUUUGCUGCUGCAUUUCCACAACCAGUGUCAUCUAAACUGUUGAAACAUUACCUUCAAGUAGUAAUGAAAGACAAAUUUAGUCAUUACGAUUAUGGGACUUCUGGAAAUUUGCUGCGUUACAAUAAAAUAAUGCCACCAGAAUAUAAUUUGUCCAAAGUUACAGUACCCACAUUUGUUAUAAAUUCAAAAGCUGAUUAUCUAUCUACACCAAAGGACGUAAAAAGGCUCACAAAUUUGUUACCAAAUAUUAAGGAAGUGAGUUAUAUUGACCAAGUACAAGGUGGUCAUCUCAGUGUUGUAAUAAAUCCAAAUACAAGAGAAAUCGUGAACUCGUUUAUAGCAACUAAAUUAUUAGAUUAA